UAUCAAUCGUAGUAUCAAAGAAAAACAGGUUCGCCAAAAUAAUGGAGUAUAUAUUUACUUGUUCGUCCAGUUUACUUCACGUGAAACCCGCUAGUCCAAGAGAGACAAGGUUUUCGUCCAAUCCCUAUAGUCAUCUCUCUUUACCCAAAUUUCUCUUCUUAAUCAGCAUUUCACAUUCAUUUCUGCAUUUUUAUAGGAAGAUACCCGUUAUCAAUUCGUUGCAGACAUAAUUAACCAAAAACUCAAGAACAAUCAGGCUUAUAAAUUGAGGGAAACGCCAAUUCUACAACCAGACCGAGAAGACGAAGCAAAUGGAUAAAGCAAAAGCGUAUCUAGAACCAAUCCAGGGAGAAUCGGACCGGGUUUCGUCCCUUGCAUUUCAUCCUCACCGGGACGGCACAGACUAUAGCUUCUAUGAGUAUUAUGCGCUCAGAGGCAUCCGAGUUGACCGAGUUGAGCCGGGUCAAGUUUUUUGCACCUUCAAAGUUCCUUCUCGCCUCACUGAUAGAGAAGGGAAACUAGCAUCAGGCGCCAUCGCGAAUCUAGUUGACGAAGUUGGGGGUGCUGUAGUCUUGGUGGAGGGUCUCCCAAGGAAUGUAUCUGUAGACAUGUCAAUUUCAUUUCUUUCAAGUGCGAAGGCCGAUGAAAAAACACUUCAUACCUGGAGUUCCACAUUCUCAACAUUUAAACUUGAGAGCUCUAAUUAAGGAUGGGAAGAAUCUGAUCCAUUUCACAACACAAUCAACUUUUUAGCAAUCAGGUACAGGUAUAGAUUCCAAGGGAACUGUCACAUCUUUUAAUCUGUAUCCUAAGUUGGUGCCAUAAAACUUAGACACUUUAAGCUUUGUUUGGGCAGUUAAGUAAGAACAAGUCUGAAUUUGGAUAAAUCGAGGGAAUGGAGGCAUUGUUUGGUUGGUUAUUUGGAAUAGCUAAGUUAGUAGAAGUGAUGGUAAGAAUUUGACUGCACUAUAGGCAUAUGAAAGAAUAGGUGUGAGGUGCGUGGUGGUACAAGGACAGUUUCUGCAAGGGAA
Molecule: messenger RNA, 1031 nt
Organism: Nicotiana attenuata
Lineage: Eukaryota; Viridiplantae; Streptophyta; Magnoliopsida; Solanales; Solanaceae
Product: acyl-coenzyme A thioesterase 13-like
Exons: 3
Coding region: 312-707 (131 amino acids)
Molecular function (GO): fatty acyl-CoA hydrolase activity
Source: RefSeq, a predicted model, not a curated record